Molecule: messenger RNA, 534 nt
Organism: Phycomyces blakesleeanus NRRL 1555(-)
Lineage: Eukaryota; Fungi; Mucoromycota; Mucoromycetes; Mucorales; Phycomycetaceae
Exons: 2
Coding region: 1-534 (177 amino acids)
Molecular function (GO): nucleic acid binding
Source: RefSeq, a predicted model, not a curated record
AUGGAGAAGUUAAAGCAAGUGUUUACAGAAUUAAAAUUAUCUAAAACUACCUUGUUCGAUUUUGUAAAACAACAUUGCAAUUUAUCUCUCAAAAAAGCUCGGCUUCAACCCAUAGACCGGAAUAGCGAAGAAAAAAUCCAGGAGCGCUUGGAUUGGGUUCGUAAGUGGGACAAAACAGAUCUAGAUUUUACGAGAAACUGUGUCUUUCUUGACGAUUCUGCUUUCCACAUUAAUUUGAAACGUAGUAUGGCUUGGUCAAGGAAAGGUGCACCGGCAGUGGUCACAGUUCCCAAAACACGAGCGACAACAACAACCAUUUUGGGCGCGAUUUCUGCUGAAGGUGUAAUCAAAUGUAGCCUUAGACUUCCUCAGCCUCCAUCUAAUAAAAAGAGAAAGCGGGAAGAUGGCGUUGGGCAAAUGAGCAAAGGAACGGAUGAUGCUCAACUACCAUUGAUCAUGAUUUCUAUCGGUUCCUUAAUAACGUUCUCAUAUAAAAAGACGUUGUUUGUAAUAUUGGGUCCUCUCUCGUCUUGA